CCAUACCGCCGCCGCCACCGCCACCGCCGCCGCCGCCGCCGCCGCCGCCGCAUUCCUUUCUUCUUCAGUUACCUAUACGUACACACCGCACACAUAUAUUCACGUUUAUAACAUAUAUUAUUACGAUAAUGUUUAUACCUGUACACCCCGUAUCACGUUAACGUUCCGAGUGCGAUAUAUAUACACAUAUGCGUGCGUGUAUAUACAUAUUAUAUUAUAUUAUUAUUACAUAUGUAUGAUAUGUAUAUGCGUGUAUAUCACGGUAUAAAUAUUUUUUUAUGACGGCAGACCGCGAUUAAGUCUGUUACGCGUGUUAUUUUGAUUUAAUAUUAUUAUUAUUAUUAUUAUUAUUAUUAUUAUUACUAUUAUUAUUACUCUUAUUAUUAUUAUUAUUAUUAUUAUUGUUGUUGGUCGUUACAAAUAAUAAUUACUAUAAUAUACGAUAUUACAAUUAAAUACUAUUACAACAUUAACAUUAAUAUUAUUAUAAUUUAUAAUAAUAAUAAUAACAACAGUCGUUUAGAGAAUGCGCGUUGUCGAUUAACUCCUACAAUCUAACAAACGGGCUUCCACCGAAACGACUCUGUGCCGUUAACGUACACAAACAGUAUACGACAACCAUAGCAGGACGUUGAUCAACCAUGUCGAUGAGCUAGUCAAACGACGCGCACACUACACUCGAUAUUAUGCAGCAAACGCAACAGCACUUCUCGGCCACCGAAUACGAACUGCAGCAGCAACAGCCACAGUACCUGGGUAAACACGAUGCUGCUGUCAAGUACAUGCAACAGCUCGGACUGCACAAGCAGAACAUUAAAGUCGAUUCCGAGAUAAGGCCUUGCUUAGUUGCUGACAAUGUGAUCAGCGACCAAAAUAGCAGUUGUGGCAGUCCACCCUUGUCCAUUGUAGUCAAUGGCGAUGAGCAACACAGUUCCAGUACACCUGUACCCACGUCCACAUCGGUAUCCCGAUCUAAACCUCAAGCUUGUCGCAUAUGUGGACGUGUUCUAGCAUCAACUUCAUCAUAUUAUGUACAUCUAAAAUCACAUUCAAACAACAAACCUUACCGUUGUACACAAUGUGAAGCCUGUUUUUGCCGCAAACCAUAUUUAGAAGUUCAUAUGAGAACUCAUACCGGUGAACGGCCUUAUCAAUGUAAUUUGUGCCUAAAGAAGUUUUCUCAAAAGAGUAGCCUAAACAUUCAUAAAAGAGUGCACACUGGCGAGCGUCCUUAUUCAUGUGACAUCUGCAAGAAAACAUUUGCAGUUAAAAGCUAUGUCAUUUCUCAUAAAUGGAGUCAUAUGACAGAAAAACCGUUUGUAUGUGAACAAUGUCAGCUAUCAUUUAACUCUAAGAUCCAAUUUGUAACGCACCUUAGAUCUCAUGACUUGGGACCAGCACAUUGUUGUCAAUUUUGUGGUAAAGCCUUUGUGAAAGGAUGCUUUUUAGUCAGACACAUCAAUAAAGUCCACCGAUUCAAUGUUGCUGCAGCAGCAGCAGCUACUGACCACGAGCCAGUACACAGUUCCUACAUGCAAUCAGACACCAACUAUUCUAGCAUAAGAUUUGAUCCUCGUGAAAUCAGCAUAUUGCCAACCACCAAGAACGGCCCUCGCUUCUUGGGGCCUCCACCGCAUAAUGCAGAUGGUCCACCACCUUUAACCCACCUAACACCCAUGAUGUUGGGUCCACCACAAAACACACGAGCCUAAACCUAUUUCUUCUAUGUUUAAUAAGUAGGUACUUCUAAAGAGUUAAAAAGUGUUAAUAGUCUUGUUUUAUUAGGUUAUAUAAAUUAGGUUUACUGUAAAACAUCUUUAUCAAACAUAGAUAGAUAUUAGUGACAUCAUCAUUGUUUCAUGAUAUUUGACCCAACAAAUUAAUUUAAUGGAAUCUUAAGUUAAAUUUUGUAUCAUUAAAAUAUUUGUAGAUAUAUUGUAUGGUAUUUGCAUAUUUUAUUAUGGUUUGACAAUUAUGUUUUAGACAUGGCAUAUUCACAUGCUCGUAUUUAAAAUAUCUAGUAGUUAUUGAGUUUAUUUAUUAUAUGCUUGGAUUCUAAAUAAAUUAACUAAAAAUGAAUUUCAUUUAAAAUAUAAUAUUGUAUGCAAUAUAAAUAACACUUGAACCAAAGUGAUGAUGUCAUUUUUAUAAAAUGUUUGUGCCUAGUCUUAAAAUAAUGUAGGCAUUGAUUUAUGAAAAGGAUAAAUAAUGUCAAUUUAUGUAUAAAUUAUAUCAUUUUUUUUUGUAAUCCCAGUUUUUUAGUUGUGAAAUUUCAUUUAAUUUUAUAAUACCGGGUUGGUUUAUUACAAAAUCACUAUAUUCCUAUCUGUUCUUGCCGUUGCCUCAUAAAAGGCAUUUUAUGUACAAAAUUAUGCCAUAACUAUGCAUAAUAAUAAGAAAACCUUUAAAAAGUUUAACUACCAAACUAAUUUACCUAUACUUAAUUGUAAUCAAUUACAGCUAAGUAUUCUUUUUUAAAUAUAUUUUUAUAUUUAUUUUGAGAAAGUUAACUCAUGUUGCACAGGAUUAGAGGCCUAGAUCAAUAAUUAUUAAUUAUAAUUACUAUUUACUAUGAACAAACUCAACAGUCAACACAGAUUAAGUAUAUUUUUAUAUGUUGAAAGUUAAAUUGUCCUAGUAAUUUCACGUAAGAAUCAGUAAAGAACACAUAAAAUUAAAAAAAAAAAAAAAAGGGAAUAAUUUAUAAUAUUAUUUUAAGUAUAAAUGUUUACUAGGUUCCUGAUAAAAUUAAUACUUUUAAAGAUAAUUAUUAUUUUUUAAAUGUUAGUAGGAUUCAAAUUAAGUUAUUGGUAAUAAUUAUACGUCAAGAAUGUAGGAAUUGUGUAUAAUAAUGUAAACAUUGUGUAGUUAUUAUUAAUAAAAAAAUACGAGUGCGUUUAAGCAUGCACAAAAUGGUUAAAACCGUUUCAUUAAAAGGCUUUGUAAAUUUUAUGCAAUAUUUACUAUUAUUUUACUGUCUAAAUGUAUACAUUAUACGACAUAGGCUUGUGUGCGAUUUUUUUUAUGUAUGUAUAAACCAUUAUAUUUAUACAAAUAUAUUAUUAUUAUAUAAUAUAUAUUAUAGAUCUAGAGUUGCAGACUAGAAUUGUUGUUUUACUCUUUCAUAAAUUAUUAUAUUGUUUGUGAAUUAAUAACCAGAGGAAUAGGGCACGAAAGAGUUUGCCGAUAUUUGUACAUUUGCAGCAAAUCGUUGUUAAAGAUUUAACUAACUCUAAAAUAAUAUAAUGUAUAUUCGUAUAAGGUUUUUUUUUUCUUUAAUCUAAAUGUAUGAUAUCUUAGGGUGACUACGUAAUUUAUUAACCAGAAACUGUUGAAAUGUGUUUAUAUUAUUUCAUUAAGUUAAUGUUAAACUACUGUAUAAAUCAUGUCUGGUGUAUGUGUAUAAAGUAAAAAAAAAAAACUUAACCUAAAAUUAUUAUAAAUAUAUUUUCGUUGUUUUUCAUAUCAUAAUUUUAAAUUAGUACUGUUUGUCUGGUUUUUUUUUUUUAUUAACAACGUAAUUAAGAAUGUGAAUUUUGUUCUGUAUAAUAAAUAUUUUUCAUACGAAAGGAUUAAGUACAUAGUACUGGGUUAUCUUAGUUCCUCAAAAUUGAUUUAUUGAUUAUGAUUUCCAAGGAUGUGUGUAUAAAUCAGUUUUUGAUAAAGUCGAGUCUUUUUAAAGUCUGCGUACAGUGUACUAAAAUCUAUAAAAAUAUAAAUAAGUCUAGAGCAUAUUUUUGGCACCUUGGUGGCGUGUUAUGAUUAUAAUUUUUUUUUUUUAUAUAAUACCGCUGCCGAUGCGUCUGCGUGUAGUAAAUAAGACAACAAAUUAAAUAUGCCUACAUUAUGAACAAAUAUUUAAAUUAUGUUUUAAUAACUUGUAUUAUACAAUAUUUUUUAGUUUAAGAAUCGAAUCUAAUAUUUCUUACUUUUGUAAAAAUUACCCUUUUUUUUUUAAUUAUUAUAUACUAUUAUGUGACUCAUA
Molecule: messenger RNA, 3985 nt
Organism: Metopolophium dirhodum (rose-grain aphid)
Lineage: Eukaryota; Metazoa; Arthropoda; Insecta; Hemiptera; Aphididae
Product: zinc finger protein 300-like
Exons: 6
Coding region: 687-1712 (341 amino acids)
Biological process (GO): regulation of DNA-templated transcription
Molecular function (GO): DNA-binding transcription factor activity, RNA polymerase II-specific; RNA polymerase II cis-regulatory region sequence-specific DNA binding
Source: RefSeq, a predicted model, not a curated record